UGAAAGCCGCGUCAUUGUAUUAUAAAUAAUAAAUGUUUUUAAUAUUUUUCUAUGGAAUUAAAUAAAUUUGCUAGUCAAAUAAGUUAAGGUUUAAGUAUACUACGCAAUGGAUUUGCACAAACCGGUGAAUAUUGCGAAUAAGUCGGUCGAGGAAUUAACACCUGAGGAAAAAUGGAGGCUAGAGCAUCAGAAAUUACACGAGCAACACAAAGGCCACGAAAAAAUGCACGCGGAGAUGGUCCUUAUCCUAAUUCUAACACUAGUAGUAGCGCAAGUAGUUUUAAUUGAAUGGAAAAAACGGCAUUCCCGCUCGUAUCUUUUAGUAACGCUCCUCGGAAUGUGGAUAAUUCCCUUAAUUCUCUGCCUGCACAAUAGGUGGUGGCGUUUCAUCUUCAUUUGGCUGCUCUUUUCCUGUGUCACGAGUCUAAUCGUGUGGAAAGCGAUGCAAAAACCCAUCACGGGGACCACCCCACGACUAGUCUAUAAGUGGUUUCUUUUUAUCUAUAAGCUAAGCUACGUUCUGGGUAUCUUGGGCUACUUUAUCAUGAUGGCGACUUUUUUCGGUCUCAAUCUAGUUUUUAACGCCAAAGCCAACUCUUGGAUGGAUUGCGCUUUGCUGUUAAUUUUCUACGGCUUGUACUACGGCGUUUUGGGGCGCGACAUUUCCGAAAUAUGCGCCGAUAAAAUGGCUUCGCAUGUUGGGUAUUACACUAAUCAAGGCAUGCCGACGCGAAAUUUAGACCCCUCGGUGUGUGCCGUUUGCGGAAAUAAAUUACUAGUCAGCGAGAAUGAAGAGGGGGUCAUUGAAAACACCUACAAACUGACCUGUGACCACGUGUUUCAUGAAUUUUGCAUACGGGGGUGGUGCAUCGUAGGCAAGAAACAGACGUGUCCUUACUGCAAGGAAAAAGUUGACUUGAAAAAAAUGUUCUGCAACCCAUGGGAGAAACCACACGUGCUUUAUGGGCAGCUGCUGGACUGGAUUAGGUGGCUGGUGGCGUGGCAACCCAUGAUCCUUUUCCUGGUGCAGGGGAUUAACUGGGUCCUGGGGCUAGAAUAAGGGUUUAAGCAAUUAAACAUUGUUUUAAAAGCAAAA
Molecule: messenger RNA, 1096 nt
Organism: Tribolium castaneum (red flour beetle)
Lineage: Eukaryota; Metazoa; Arthropoda; Insecta; Coleoptera; Tenebrionidae
Exons: 6
Coding region: 107-1060 (317 amino acids)
Cellular component (GO): Golgi membrane; endoplasmic reticulum membrane
Molecular function (GO): metal ion binding; ubiquitin protein ligase activity
Source: RefSeq, a predicted model, not a curated record